Mercenaria mercenaria is the source of this 8123-nucleotide messenger RNA. RefSeq lists its product as uncharacterized. The record is from RefSeq and is a predicted model, not a curated record. Bases 5743 to 7626 code for a protein of 627 amino acids. The transcript is spliced from 5 exons. Lineage: Eukaryota; Metazoa; Mollusca; Bivalvia; Venerida; Veneridae.
ACAUUCUGAAUGUCCCAGAAAUAUGUGAAGCUUGCGAGAACAAGCUGAUACGGUAAUGCUAAAAUUUGUUCGAAUUCAUUGUGACACUGUUGCAUUGUUGUUGUUAUUUUUGUUUAUGUUGGAUUUAACGCCACACACACUAAGUGUCGGUCAUAUGAUGAUUUGCCAUCAUUUAUGGUGGAGGAAGACCAAAGAUGUUCGUCCGAGCAUUAUUUAAGGCAUGGCCAGUCACCUGUGUGGAACCGUGUACCUUCAGUUAGCAAGCGGAAUUCUCCAACUCAUACGAGUUUUCGAACCCACAUCGACUAGGGGUUAGUGAUUGGAAGUCAGCGACCUAAACUACUUGGUCGAGAAGACACUUGUCGUGUCUUGUUUGAAUAUUACAUUCGUUAAAAAUAUUAAAGAGGUCAUUAUCCUUUACAUGCUGGGAACAAAAAUGUUUGUCUGACGUGUGAAAAUUCAGGACACUGAAAUUUCUGCAUAGUGUAAGCGUACACAUUUGAUAUAAAACCUUUAUACUUAUUCAGAAGUAUAAACACGCGAAUAUAUGCGAUACGUGAAGGGCCCAUCGCUUCAUCUUUUAUAAGCUACUUUUACUACGUAACAUUGUACGUUUAAUUAUGUACAUAAACGUUGUCAAAUUCCACCUUCAAAUUUUCAAUGUCUUAUUCCAGGCUUUACAUUUACUUGAUUUUUUUGAAGUUUCAAAACGGAACCAUGUGCUCAAUUAGUGUGUGUUGACUGCAUUCCAAGACAGAACAAAAGGAAAAAAGAUGCUCUGUUUGUGAAGAAAGACUUGAGUAAUACACUGCAGUAUUAAGUGCAUAAUUAUAGUGACAGAUAAUGAUAUGCUAUAAUUUUUGGUAAAUGUGAUAUUAUAGUUCGGCGGGUAUGAAUAUGAAGUGUUGGUGCUUUUUAUUAGUCGUGCUGUAGCGUUGUCGUGACUUCGCCCCGCCAAAACAAAAAGACAAAAACCCGAUAAAUGCCUUUAAGUUAUUUGUUUCGACCCGCCGACACGAAAUUAUGAAAACACAACACAUACUUAUACUAAACAUUAUUUUGAUUUAGGCCUCGUCUACUUUCAGCCUGGACAUAUGAUGUCUUGAUUUGGAAAACAACUUUAAUCUUACAUCAAUAUAUUUAAGAUUUUAUCAUUGAUACAUUCCGAAGGUCUACUUCUAGCUUUAGAAGGUAAUGUGACACAAGUUCUAUACCGCACUUGAAAGAUAAAACAAACUGUCUUUUAAAAUUAAAAGCUUUCAAUUUAUUGCCUUAAUUCGAGCUUUAUUGAGAAAUAAAUCUUUAUAUAUUUCGUACUUAAAAGCGGCUGCUUUGCAGUUCACGGACCAUUUCCAAUUGAAAGUGUCUCCAGAAUCGAAACAUCGUUGCAAAAGUUAAUCAUCAAUAAUAGUAUCACAUUUUGUGACGGAGUAUAACAGGCUCUUGAAGCUCUUUCAAUAAAUAUUUAUCCAUUAUCAUAUCCCACCCACCUAAUAUACUAUGAAGUAGUUGGCCUACAGGUUGGCCCAGUAAAUUGCGUAUUUUUAGUCAUUGUUCACCGUCUCACAACUCGAAUAGCAUCUCAGUUAUCAAUGUAAGCCUAAAUAAUCUUUCAGAAGAAAGAAAAUCAUUCAUUCAAAAUCACCGUUUUGGAAGUCCGCCAUACCUUAUCCAACGUACGUUUGCAAAUUUCGAAGCUCAUUCACUUUAAAAUUUGAAAAAAAAAACAAACAAAAAAAAAAAAAAACAACAAAAAACAAAAAAAGAAAGAAAGAAAAAAAAAGUUUGUUUACUUUUUUAACUCCCUCCCAACAAUUCAAAGAACUGUGACGUAUUAUUCGUGACGUCAUUUUAGCUUGAUAAUGAUGAGGUUUAAAAUGUUUGCUUUGUUGUUUCUAACAAAACGAGUUUCGACUUUUUCGAUACGCCUCUUUUUCAUGAUCAGUUGCUGAAACUAAAUAUAUGGGAUUCCAAAUUAAAAUAUCUAUAUUAAAUUUGUCAAAGUUUAUGUGCUACAGGACAGAUAAGUAUCAUAACAAGCAUUUCAGUCACUUGUAGUUUCAGCUGAGAUUUCUAAUCAAUGAGGUUGGUACACUUUAGAAAUUAUUACAGAUAUCACGUUAUUUCAGAAGUAAAAAUAGAUUAAUAGAUUAAAGUUUGAAAUUUUACACAUGUACUAUAUGUGAAAAAGUCCGAGUAAAAUUUUAUCGAUUAAUUUACCCUAGUGAAAUUAGAAUCAUUCCACAAUAUUUCGUUAAAAUUAUGAAUAUUCAAGUUAAAGUCUGCAUUCUUCAUUUCAACAGUGCAAUGCAAAUGUAUCCGUUUGGUUAUUUGUCAGCAUUUGUCAACAUAUCUGGACAGUUUACAUUGGACCCGUGAUACCCAGUCUUCGUGUUGAAGCGCUUUUAUAGUUUUGGCGGAAGCGGAGCGAAAGUGAGUGGCAUGUCCGACAUCAUGCUUACAGAACAUCUCAACUCAUCAGAUCAAUGAAACACUCCAAGGAAAUCAUUCGAGGCACGUUUUAGUGCACCGAAUUAUACUCAUUACUAGGUCACUUCUUCGUCGCAUUCUUAAAUUUGUAACUUAAACCAUUGCUGCAGCUGCUUUUAUGGCAAAUCCGUAUCAAAUUCUCCAGGUAGGUAUAUCGUCUAAUCGAACUCAAUGUAUAUAUGUAUAUAUAAAUUACAAAUGUGAAGUGCGAAUUUCUUAAAUCUGCAGUAUUGAACAUAGUUCAUCUUUUUGUACUGAAAAACAAUGAUAAUGAAUAUUGAGAUACUUAUUUCAUAAGAGUUUGAAAUAAUAUCAAUGGGAAAUUGCACCUUUACAUGUUUUGAUAUAACGACUUUAGAUGCAAGGGAAUCAACAGUAAACGCAUCCUUACAUACCUGGGAAUAUUCAUCUUUUUAUAAGAUCAAAUUCUGGCGUACACUGAUAUAUAUAUACUUGAAUAUACUUGAAACAGUUUUAGAUACGGCUGUGUCAUUGUUAUUGUGCUGAAAAUGUGUAACGGAGUGUAGUGCCCACGUGUAAUAAGAAAAUGAGCUUUUAAACAGAAUGUAUAAGUAAAAAAAAAAGGGUCAAACUGCAACUUAUAACAAGACACUUUUAUUCAUUGCAAAAGUGGACGAAGGAAAUGACGUCGACGUCAAUAUUUAAAAAAAAAAGAGUUUGGCAGAAAAUCAUAAACAGGAUUAUAGUAUGCUAUAUAAAUACUGGUAAAAAAGUAGUAAAAGUAAAAACAAAACCUUAUAUUCAAGAUAACUUGAAUAACUUCAUUUCUGUGUCAGCAGUUUAAUUGUUGUCAAGCGGAUUACUUCAAUACAGACCUGUGUAUUUUUCAGUUGCAACAAUAAUCGAACAAGAUUUUGUCCGUAAGUAUUGACCUGGCACUCAUUAAUCUUCGCCAGUAUUUCGGGCGUUUUCGUUAAUUUACGCAAUAUUAGUACCCUGAAAGUAUCUACAUUACUAAAGUAACAUGUAAAGUUAAUCGACGACACGGUGGCGUAGAGGUAAAGUGUCUGACUUCCACACACGUUACCACGGGUUCGAAAUCGCUUACUGAAUAGAACUUUUUUUUUUCAAUUUAAUGUAUUGUAAUGUUAUCGUUUCCAUUAUUUUAUUAUCAUAUUUUAUUAAUUUUAAUUGUUUCUCUUGUAGUAUUAAUUUCUGGAACGCUGGUGACAGGUAAUUUGUCUUUUUAUCUAAUAUACAUUUAAAACAAUUUUAUUCCACAUUUUUUACAACGGGUAGAUACGAUUACUCUUCAAAAAUGAACCAUAAAUAUCGCGAUACGUUUGAUCAAAUGAGUAGUAAGUCUGCAUAUAAAAUUUAUGGAAAAAAAUAUGGACGUAGGACUCGAACCACCGACCCUGAUAUAGGCAGGCAAACGCUUUGUCCGCGCAGCUAUAUACCUGCACAUGUGACAGUAUAUCAAUUAAGAACGAUAUAUGUAAUAUUAAGUUAUAUCGCUAUUUAUGUCCGAAAACCGAAAAUUAAUUUACGUAAAUUAUACGGAAUAUUCAUGAGUGCCAGGUCAAUACUUCCGGACAAUACCUGGCACAGAAAACUUACUCGUACAAUAUAAAUAAUUAACCUAUAUUCAUUUAUCGUCACACAAUCAGUUUCAAAGCUUAUGCAUUUACCGAUAAAUUUGAAUAAAGAUAUGUAAAAUAUGAACUUUUUAAUUUUCUUUUGUACCGAAGUAAUUAUAUUAAAUAUGACCUAUACAAUACUGUAUUUAUUGCUUUUUUAUAUAUGAUGUCCGAUCUUUAUCUUUUCAAAUAAAUGGCCAACGGUCAAAGUUUGAAAAUGUCACUAUGUUAACACAUGCAGUGUAAGCAAUUAUUAGGUUUUGUGAAAUAUGGAAAAUUUUGUAGAUUGUAAUAAAUUAUAGGAAUAUUGUUUCUUUUAUAAGUGCAAAAAAAAUCAAAAUGGUUUUAUGAUGAUUAUAACACACAAAGUAAAAUGUGUAUGAACCUUACAGAAUUAUCAGGUAUUGCGUUGUAGAUUAUGAAGUGUAUGAAGUUGCAGCCCAAAAUGCUAGGGUCAAGGACACGGAGUAAUGCCUUUAAACAACAAAAGUAUUUAUCAUUCGAGAGGGCGACAAUGUGGAAAACUAAUAUUCAACGUAUAUUGCUAACAUUUCUUACAUUUUAUACGUUACUAUAUUUGAUUGUUAUAAAUGGAAUGUACAUAACGGUAAGCAGGAAUAUAUAUUCAUUACGGUAAAUGCAAGCUACUUUGAAAUAUAUUAAUUGAAAUAUUUUGUUGAGUUUAACGUCGCAUCUACACAAUUUUAGGUCAUAUGGCAACUUUCCAGCUUUGAUGGUGGAGCAAGACCUAAAGUGCCCCUCCAUGCAUUAUUUCAUCAUGCAGUGCUUUGUUAAAGCUUUGGGGGUAUAGUGGCGGGGCCCAUAAGGUGGGGAAAAAGUGAUAUCACUAGAGUCAUUAUUAUUUUUGCAGGCCAAUAUCGCUUUUGCGGACCCGCGCGUGCACUUAUUUCGGUCAGUCAAACGAACGCUUUUGAGAAGGAUUUAUAAUAUUGGUGUCAACUCGGUAAAUAAGUGCCAAAGCAUAUGCAAAGAGCUCUAGAUUAAAAACUGUUUUAAAUGAUUUUUUUAUUUGUGUAAUGACUCUAUUUUCUGCAUAUCAGUAACUUUGUUACAUAUUGUGGUCCUAACAAGAAUUCAUUUUCUUUGACAUGUAUCAAAAUAAGUGAGAGCAAGUGAUAGUGAUUUUAUCAUAUAGAGUAAAAGCAAACUGAUAAAUAAUUUGAUAUACGUGCUUUUAACUUGCACAUUAAGGUGAAUUGAGGAAAGCCAUUUAUUGUGAUUUUAAAUAAAACAUCAGAUCACAUUAAAUGUCGAGCAAGCAAAUGUUUCUUCUAAAAUUUUAUACCCUCAUCUGAGCGCGAUCAUAAUCUAGGCUAUAACCACCCGCGUCACUCAACACGGCGGAAAAAAACAACAACUUGGAAAAGCAAAUAUAUUAUAAACAUAUAUAAGAAAGUAUUGGAGCAACCAAUGAAAAAACUACCACUUGGAAGUUUCUAGCACUAAAACUUUACUUUUUAACUUCCAACAUGACUAUAUAUAAUCAAACCGUGUAGAUAAUAUAACUGCUGCCAGAUGAAUUGCCUACAUGUGUAACAGAAACGAAAUGCGACACAUGUUUACAAUUUUAAAAGAUAUAUAAAGUCAAAACCUUAAAAUGGAUUCAUGGACUAGCCUAGUAGCCUUGUAAAUGCUUCACUCGGAAAUGAAACUAGACAUAGCAGUCUGCUUAACUACAAAAUUUAACGUAUAUCCCUCUUAUUUUGUUGUUACUUUGCAGAAUCAAGGUCAUACAACUUCUAUUAAUAUAAGAGUUCAUCAAAUAAACACACCGGUAGAUUAUCCGAGUGAUGACGCAAAAGAGCACAUGGCACAUAUCUCUGAGGGACUACAAGAUCAAUCAGCUUCUACGGCUGGUGAAGCGAAAGAAAACUAUACGGAGGAAACAGAUGGCGCUGUGUCAGACGAACAGUUAGAUAAUUAUGGCUAUCCGUCAAACGAACAUUCAACUAACUCUACAGAGGAUUUUCAAAACAAUUUUGAUGACGAAAACGGUGACAUGGAUGGUCAUGUAAUGGAAAAGAUGAAUCAUAAGGUUUUCUUUUAUGAUCAUCCCGUGCUUAGGAGAAUAGAAGGCAAACCUGUUUUCUACAUAUCAGCAAUUGCUGAAGAAAAUGUUCCAAGCAAUAUUUUAACAGCACCUAAUGGCAGUGUUUUUCACGAAGAGAAGACAGGGGACAACGUUAAUCAUGAUACAGAAAAUGAAAAGGGGAAUAAUCAUUACGGAAACAGUACUAUCAAGUCCCGCACCUUUCUGCAACCCCUUGAGUACUACUCUAACAGCCAACGACACGGUAUCAUAACACUAAAUGGUUGGGAAGGUUACCAGUUUGCAAAAGCACGGUACUACUGUUGUUACAGGUAUGACAAUAACGUAACAUCUGUUGCCGUUAGAGAACGGAAUAAUCACAAAGUAGAUAAACGUAAACGAAAAACAAAACACGCAGAAAAGCAUACAAAUCAAGAAAAUAACAGCAUUGGAAUUAAAUCAUCGCCUAUGUUGUGGAAAAAUAUUUGGAAUAUGCACAUAUUCAAAAUUAUCAAAGCAGCACAAUUUGUGUGCCCUCUAAUACCAAUGGAAAGUGGUGGUACUGUAACAAUGGGCAGCGAUGCUAAUAAGAACAAAUUUCCUACAAAGGUUGCUUUAUCGGACAAAGAAAACUGCAAGAAUGAGAAGAUUUUAAAGUAUAUUGAUAUAGAAAGACAACCACCAAGGCGGAAGGAUUCUAUAGCAGUGUGUCCGAAAUUGGUAUACGGUAAUUAUUCUGCGGACAGACUCAUUGAGUGGUUUGAGUUUAACAAACUUAUGGGAGUCGACAAAAUCAUGUUGUUUACAUAUAACAUUGUGGACGAUAUUAAAGUUGUGCUAGAUCAUUACGUCAAAGAGGGAUUACUCAUCACAAGAGAAUUUGAUAUUCCUGCAAAGAUGAGUUUCAGUCGGAAACCAGGCGGCAAGAAUAUGCUGGCUUUCCAGGACGAACAAGUUACCGUGUUUGAUUGUAUAGAACGUUUCAAUGGUUUCCGGUUUGUUGCUGUCCUUGACCUCGAUGAGUUUCUAGUUCCGGCAGAUGCAGUAAAUGCUGACGUCACCUGGCGAACUAUGCUGAACCAGCUUCAGAAUACUAAUCCAAAUGCCUCUGGUUUUGUUUUUCAUACCCAAAUUUUUACCCUGGACUGGGGCAUAAGUAAUCCCAGGGGAAAGUUGUUUGUUACAAAGCAUAUUAAGCGGACGUCAACAAUGUGGGACCGGAGAAAAAAUGUUAUUAUUCCAGAAAGAGUCGGACGUGGUAUGGUCUGGACACAUGCAUAUACAAGUGCUAGUGGAUAUAUACCGGUCAAGGUUCAGUCUAAGAUAGCUAACAUAUUUCAUUAUAGAAAUUGUCGACGUCAUUGGAUCAAGUCGAAUACUUGCAUGAAAAGAAGACUUAAACAUAUGGACAAAACAAUGGUCUUAGUCAUGAACAGAAUUGAAAAACAGAUUUUAGAAAUGAAAAGUAAACUUUUAAAAAGUUAAAUAAUCAGUGAAUUUUCCCAUCUUUUACCCCAUUAAAUUUUUCGCGUUACGUUAAUGUCCCGAUGUUAUAGACAACAGCUAUUUUCGCCUCUAUAUAUACGCGUAGUAACGAAAUCGCGAGCCAAAAAUUCAUCUGUGUUUUAAAAUUACCGUGUCACAUUCUUCGUUAAUAUUAGCAAAAAAUGAAAGUAUCACGAAUCGUACCCAAUAUAAAGUACAUGUAUGAAGUUAUUCACCACAUGAAACACUGUCAGUUUUGUCUCCUAUAGAAUCAGCCAUGAUGGAGCCUUUCUAAAAUGUGAAUGGAAAAUUUCCCCAGAGCGUGAGUACAGACUGAAGAGAGAUGAUUUCAUUGUCAAUAUUUAUUCGGUUACAAGGAUCUAUAUAUAUGAUUGAUGAGAAGAUCAAUGGUCAUUACAGACUAAGGUUAUCGACCAUAACAUUAAUUGUCUGAUGAUUAAUGUAAACAUUAAUUUACUGAAGCAAAAAAAAAACAA